Messenger RNA from Glossina fuscipes, 4609 nucleotides. RefSeq names its product hybrid signal transduction histidine kinase L-like. The transcript has 3 exons. The coding region runs from base 2114 to 4462 and encodes 782 amino acids. NCBI's taxonomy places the organism in Eukaryota, Metazoa, Arthropoda, Insecta, Diptera, Glossinidae. The record is from RefSeq and is a predicted model, not a curated record.
UGUUAUUUUUUUUUUUUUUCAAAACUUUGAAGAGCAUGUGUGUUGGUUUUAAGUUGUUUAACGAUGUGUAAAUAAUGAAUAACGGUUUGUUUAUACAUUUCAAAAGAAAAGAAAAACAGCAUUUGUUGAUAGUAAAUGAAUGCCGGAGAAAUGUUCGCUGAAGAGAAACGUAUGAAUAUAUAUUAAAUAACGGUAAUUUUGUUUUUUAAAUCAAUGAAAUUGCAACGAGGCAAUCGAUUCAGUGCUCAAAAGUGUUGCUAUUAAGCAAAAAUAUUGUAAAAAAUAACGGUUCAACUCAUUCCUUUCUACAGUGUAGUGCUGGUUAACGAAAUAAAAUCCUAUCACUAAUAUUGUAUACGUGCGCGAUAUACGAAAAAGUUCGCGAAAAUCUAAAUACAUGCAAAUUUUUUAAAAUAAAAUACAAAUUCAUUUUCUAUUAUAUUAUAUUAAAAACAAAAAGUUUAAAAUUUCAUGACGAAAAUAAUUAUCAAGUGAAUGCAUACAAGAAAAAAAAAAACUAUUAAAAGUGCUGGGAGAGUAAGAGAGGGCCACUUAUUACAAAUUUAUUUGCAUCAAACAAAAAAUCGCUUGAUAAUAACUCACAUAAGCAAGCGCACAUAAUACACACGAAGAAUGUUAUAGUCAUUCAACAUAAAAAUUAUAAUGCAAUCCCGUACAGAUUGCAAGCUGAUUAUUAAAAAUGGAGAGAAAAAGACGGCCAACAAUGGUCUCCUCUCUUCUCAAAUACUAGCGAGCUAAGAAUUGUUAAUUACAAAAACAAAGAAAUAAAAAAUACUUUAUUAUUGAAAGGAAAGGAAAAGACUAAAGUUAGUGGAUGAUCUCUUAAGAGCUUGAGAAAAGCUCUAAAUGAUAAUAAAAACAAAAUUAAAAAUACAGUGUUUCCCUUUACCUAAAUAUGUCUACAUAAAAACGAAGUGAUUGCUUAAUAAAAAAAAAAAAAAAUUUUUCUUUUUGAAAGUUAUAUAAAAAAAGUUGAAACUCGUAAAAUCGCAAGACAUAUAGUCAUAUAAAAGUAAUGUGUAAAAUGUCGUGCUAUAUGGUUUCCUAAUAAAAAGAAUUUUCAGUUCUUUCAAAUCUUAGGAAUGUAUGCAGUGUGAGCAAAUAUUUAAUAUAUUAAUAAAAAUGAAACUAGUGAUCCUUAAGAAUCUACAAAAACAAUUAAACUUUUUUCAUGUGAAUAUUUUACCGACAAAAAAAGAUUUUUUCUAACCCGAAUAAUGUACCUCAAACGCGUAUGCAUACUACUUGUAGAUAAUAAUGUAACGAUUAUUAUUCAAAAGCGAUGCCACUGUUGGUUAACAUCGAUCAUAGCAGCAAAGAUAAAAUAUGUUAAUGUUGGUUAACGUUCUAGAAAAUACAUUUUAAAAUAUACGUGUGUCGUAAAUUAACUAAAAAAAACUUAUUAAAUAUAAUGAACAAAAAUUGUGGAGAGCAAUAACUAAAAAACAAUCAAGCAAAGAUAAUAACUUAACGGCAAUUUAACUCAACAGCGAUAACAAAAGCAAAAACAAAAAACAACAAUAUGAGAAAAUGUAAAUAAACUAAAUUAUGCUUUUCACAUCAACGAUGAAUGAUCUCAAAGGCAGCUGUUCAAAGUCUAAAGAAGAGGAAUACACGCAAUCAAAGAAAACCAAUUUUACUGAAACCACAAGGCGGAAUAGUGCGGAUAGACGGACGGAAAGAUAGAGAGAUAGAGAGGCAGAGAAAGUAAAAGUAAGAAUAAGAAACGGAGGUAGCAAUAGAGGUAAAGGAAACGAGAGGUAAACGCAAAGGCAAAGAAAAAGUUGGGGGGAAGACGGAGCGAGAGAGAAAGACAUAUCGCUGGAGAUAAAGUCAGUUAAAUUUGAAUAAAGCGUUUAGAUAAUUGCAAUGAAAAGAAAGAUGAUGAAAGGCGGCGAUGCAAGUCUGAUGGAAUGCUAAUAAAUUAUUGUAACAGUGUAAAGCACUUUUGACAUUGACGUCAUUGCAAUUUGGAAAAGCCUUGAGAAACUUACGCAUUUCACGACCACUAAUAGGAGCAACGACAACAGAUAAUUGCUGAAUGAUAUCAAGUUAAGUGUUGAACUGUGUUGCGUUUUGCGCUAUUGACAGUAUGAGUCCCAAAGAUAAUGAUACACUUGAUGAAAUGUUAGGCCAACUGCAGGGUACGAAAACAAAUACAACAAAAUUUAUAACAACAUUGGAGGAGCGAGUCGGAGAGGAAAGGGAUGUAUUUCCAGGGGCUGUUCAUAGGUAUUCAACUGCGGGCCACGAAAUCCGUGAACAGCAAAUUGACCUAAAAAGUGUAACAAAGCCAGCCGUACCAAAUAGCACCAGCAAUUUAAUUAAAAAAAUGAUAAACGACGUCAGCAAAACGAUCAAUUUUAAUCCUAAGCACAACGAGCGUAGGGAGUGCUUAGCGUACAAUUUUGUUAGUGGCGAUGGUAGUGGCGCUGCUGCAGACGUUAGGCGCGAAGGUAUUUUACGAACGCGUGUAGGUAGCGAAGGUGGCGACGGUUCACUCUAUACAAGAAAUCGCGAUGCUGAUGAUGAGUACACAACAACCUACACAGUGUGCAGUAACACUUUAACUGACGUUAGUUGUACGAUAAAUAAAAACAACAACAGCAAACGCGUUAAAAGUAGCAACAAUAACAUUAAUAAUAAUAACAAUAACAGCAACAACAGCGAUGACAAUGAUGCUAAUAAUAUUAAAACGAAUCCACACGAUUGCUUUAAUGAAACGAUGAGAGCGGCUUUAUCUCUAGACAUUAGUACAACUCAGUUGGCUUUGGUUGCAGAGAGUAAACAGCGUUCGUUAAAAACAUUGUCUACAACGGUAAAAAACGACAACACGACAAGAAAUACAAAAACAAAUUGUAAGGUAACGACGACAGCGACGACAGCAACGACAGAAACGACAACAACUACAACAAUGAAAGCCACGACAACAUUAGUUAAUACAAAAAAAUCGUCAACAGAAAAUAAAUGUACGUCAAAAGACUUGCAGCAAUUCAGUGAUCAAAAAACUUUGGAAGCAAACACAUCAAAAGCGGUAACAGAAAUAUCAGCAAACACCCAAGAACAACAUCAAUGUGAACCACUGGAAUUAACUAGCAAAACAUUAGCUGAACGGAAAGCUUUAUUAAAACAGGAGUUUUUCCAAGAGUUUCACACGGCAGCCUCUUCCAGCUCUUUACGGUCAUCGUCUGGUGCUUUAAGUAAACGCGUUUUGAAGAGACAACAUAAUCUAAAGUUAAAGAUACCCUCGGCAGAAGUUGUUGAGAAUAUUCCUUUAUCACUGGUGGCUCAAAGGAAAUUGACUCUGUCCCAAAAAUUUGAAAAGCAAAUUGAAGUAAAGUGUGGUGUGAAACAACCGCAACGUGCUGUAAAAUUUCCUCAGAUACAGGAACUGGUUAAGAAAUUCGACAUCGACAAGAAAAUGUUAGUAACACAACUGAAGGAUCGUGAAAUCCAAGAAAUGGACACGUUGAAACCAUUUGAUGGUAGCAGUGCUUUGGAACAACGUAAUAGCCCUUUGUCGGAUGAGGGUUGCAAUCUAGGUCAGAGCCCCUACAGCAGUGAUAAUGACGACGAUGACGAUAAUGAGUCCAUACGCACCACUAAUACCGCCAUAGAAAGACCGGUGGCAAUGUUGAAACAUAAAGAUAAAGUGGCACGUUCGGCUAGUAGUGACUCGGCUUUAGGUUUGGAUGUAGAAGAGGCUAUGGAUGCUAGUCCACCUGCUAAUGAGCAUCAACAAAAACGCCGCAUGACGUUAACUGUAACCGAUCUGCCAUUAAGGCCAGCUUUGCUACCUUUAGCAGAACCUACCACUUUGCCGGACUCUCCUACUCCGGAAAGAGAGCUUGUUGCACAAAUUCCUUUACCGACCACUCCCAUACCCAGUAAAGUGUUAUUGGAAGAACGCGUAGUAGAGAUACCAGAAGAUCAUCGUUCUGGAAUUAGCUCACGACGUGAGUCUUCUCAGUCUUGUCUUAGCGAUUUUCCUCCCAACGAAAUGCAAGGUAUUAGAUUUGUCCGCACUCCUUCCGUUGUGGUUUCAGACUAUUCGGACGAUAUUAUGUGUGGCAUUACGUUGGAAGAAAUUGAGUAUUUUAGAGCUCAACGACAACGUAGACGUCGUUCCUCUUUGGAUACAGCUACCGACAAUAAUUCUGACGUAAGUGCUGCCUCCUCAUGCAGUAACUUGUAUUAUUGUGGCUCAACUAUAUCGGCUUUAGACGGAGCCGAAUGUCUUGUAAACGGUGAACGUAUUCAGUUGGAGCGUAAAACUAGUGAUUGUUCCAUAACAUGUUCCCUAAGUGGUGAUGAAGAUGGCUUCACCAUACGCGAACAACCGGAAGGUAAUUCAGAUCGUGAUGGCAAAGACAUAACCGAUAUGCUCGCUGCCCAGCAUUUGGGAGCUAAACGUUCCAAAAAGGUAUGUGUUCCGAUUUAACUGUUCUUCCUCUUUUGUUUGUUUUUAAACUAAGGCCGACGACGAAACUAUUUAUUUACUUUGAACUGAAUACUGUUUACUUGAAAAUCAAGCGAGUCGUACAAUUUUUUGCGGACGACGUGAACUGUUAGAUACAAGUUCAUGCAU